AUGUCGUCCACCUCGUCUCCCGUAUCACCCAUCGACAAAGAAAAGGCCGAAGCCCUAAGCGGCGUCGACCAUGUCGAGCCCACGGCCGUAAACAUCACCACCGAUUCCGGGCGCCUGCACGCCCUGGAACAAAUUGAGAUCCUUCCCCAGAUCCUGCGCGAGGGCAUCCUCUUCGCCGGCUCCGGCGCCGCUCUCCUCCUGCAGGCUGCCCUUCCCGACCUGCGCAACCUGGAGGCCCCCAGCGGCAACGCCGACGCCCUGAUCACAGAGCUGCUGGACGCCCUGCAAGCCCAUCUCAGUUACAUUUCCAUCCUGGUCUUCGGCACCCGCGCCGAGCGCCAGAACCUGCUCAACCUGCUCCACCGCGGCGAGGCCCCGGGCCUCCCAGACGGCCGCAACAACCGCUUCGCCCACCAUCCAUCCCUGCAGCUCUGGAUGGCUGCCACCUCCUACGUCACCGCCACCGACUUCUACCAGCGCGUCUACGGGCGCAUCGACUUCGAGAGCGCCCAGCGCGGCUACUCCGAGUUCACCCUCAUCAUGAAUUGUCUGGGUGUCCCCCCGGGCACCUGGCCCUCCUCCCGCGAGGCCUUCUGGCACUACUGGGACGACCAGGUGUCCAAGCUGCAGGUGUCAUCGGAUGCGGUGCAGCUGGCGCAGUCGCUGCGCGAUAGCACGGAUAUGCCGCGCUGGGUGCAGCGUAUCAAGCCGUUCUUGCACAGCGCGACGGUUGAAUUGUUGCCGCCGAAGCUGCGGGAGGCAUAUGGAUUGAAGUCGACGGCGAAAACGCGGGCGCUGUAUCGGAUGAUGAUGGGCUUUUCCAUCACCGUGUACCCGGCUCUGCCCAAUAAGUGGCGCGCCUAUCCCUUACGCUAUUAUCAGGAUCGACUGAAGACUAAGUUGACUGCCUAG
Messenger RNA from Penicillium chermesinum, 912 nucleotides. Its product is annotated as oxygenase MpaB family protein. The coding region runs from base 1 to 912 and encodes 303 amino acids. The transcript has a single exon. Lineage: Eukaryota; Fungi; Ascomycota; Eurotiomycetes; Eurotiales; Aspergillaceae. The record is from RefSeq and is a predicted model, not a curated record. Gene Ontology annotation, molecular function: oxidoreductase activity.